AUGGUUUGUGGGGAUUUUAAUGAAAUAAUCUCUUUGUCGGAGAAGUCUAGUGGUUCCAGGAUGUCUUUGUUGCAAAUGUCUUCAUUUCAGUCUACCUUGAGGGACUGUAAUUUGUGUGACUUAGGAUCCAAAGGCCAGAAGUUUACUUGGUCAAAUGGAAGGGAGGGAAGGGACCUUACUUUAGAAUGGUUGGACAGAGUUGUUGCUAAUAGGGAGUGGUGUGGGGUGUACAAUGUUGUUGAAGUGGAUGUUUUGCCUAGAUUUUGUUCUGACCAUAGUCCUCUUAUUAUCUCCUUUGAUCCUGAUGGUUGUAAGCCUUGGGUGAAAAGUAAGAGAUUUCUUUUUGAAGCUGGUUGGUUGAAGCAUGCUGAGCAUAGAAAACUGGUAAGGACAGCAUGGAGGAUUAAAAAUUCUUCUUCUGAUAAAUGGCGAGUACUCAAGGAGAAGUUGGAUAGCUGUCGUGGCAUUUUAAAAAGUUGGGCCAGGAGUUCGGUUUAUCAGGAGAUGAAUAAUGUUAAAAAGGUGGAGGAGGAGCUUCAGAAGGUGCAGAUGGAAGGGGAUCCGAAUGAUGUUGCUAAGGAGAAGGUGUUGAAGGCAAAUCUUGACCAUUUGUUGGAGCUAGAAGACUUAAAAUGGAGGCAGAGGGCUAGAGAAAAUUGGUUAAAGUAUGGUGAUAGAAAUACUAAGUUCUUCCAUGCUUGUGCCUCCCAUAGGAAGAGUAGGAACUUUAUUAAGGAUAUUAUAGAUUUGGAUGGGAAAAGAUGGGAUGAUCAGAAGGGGGUUGAGAGUGCUUUUGUUAGAUUUUUUUAG
Alnus glutinosa is the source of this 810-nucleotide messenger RNA. RefSeq lists its product as uncharacterized. Lineage: Eukaryota; Viridiplantae; Streptophyta; Magnoliopsida; Fagales; Betulaceae. The transcript has a single exon. The coding region runs from base 1 to 810 and encodes 269 amino acids. The record is from RefSeq and is a predicted model, not a curated record.